GCGCCUUCCCCUUUCCCGUGGGGCCAGAUCACCACUUGCAUUUUGUCCCGGGGCCCCGUUAUCCUACCUUUUCUCUAAAUGCUUGUUUUGGCCUUUGCCACCUUUGCUAGAACCAUUCAGUACGAAUUACUUAGUAAUUCAUUCAUAGCGGGCCAGGGAUUUUCUUGAAAACCACGAAUCCACUGCAGUUCUUGACUCUUGCUUCACACGCAUUCUAUCGAGGAAUUUUCAGCCUCACGAGGCAGAUUUGUAGAAUUUACAAAGGAAGCAGAUGCAGCACUGCAUGAACCACUGGAGAAGGUGCCCUGAGAACAUUGAGAAGUGUCCUAAGAAUAUUGUUUCCAAUGAGACAGGCACGGAGACUGAGGGGAAAGAGGAGGGGAACCAGGCAAGGAGCCAGUGACCUUUGAGGAUGUGGCCGUGUACUUCACCCAGAACCAGUGGGCCAGCCUGGAUCCCACACAGAGGGCCCUGUACUGGGAGGUGAUGCUGGAGAAUUAUGCAAACAUAACUUCCUUGGCAGCAUUUCCAUUCCCCAAACCAGAUCUGAUACUCCAGCUGGAGCGAGGAGAAGCACGCUGGGGCCUGGAUCCCUGGACAGCCAUUGAGGGAGAGGCCCUGGGAGGGGUCCACACAGGUGGUAAAAACAAGAACGAGAGUGAGGAGCAAAGCCCAAGACCGAACAUUUCUAAAGAAUUAGCUGCCCACAGACUGAUGGCGGGGGGCCUGCUCACAGAAGCUCCUGGGCACCCUCACCUUAAGGACAACUUAGGGAGGCCCCAGCCGUGUGACACGGGGGAGAAAACAAACCAAGGAGGUUUCACAGACUUGCUGAUGCAGGACUGCAGAUCCCCCAUCAUCAGAAGGGAGGAGGCAGGCAGGAAGCUAGAAGGGGGCACCGGUGUCAGCACCCACUUCCUGACAAAGCAGGGCCUGCCGGGAGGACAGGCGUUUUAUAAAUGCGGCAAGUGUGGCCGAUAUUUCAGCCAACAUUCAGACCUUCUGCAGCAUCAGAGGAUUCACGCUGAUGACAAGCCCUACAAGUGCAGAGAGUGUGGGAAAGCCUUCAGGUAUAACUCAAAACUCUCCCGGCACCAGAAAACCCACACCGGGGAGAAGCCUUACUCAUGUCAGGAGUGUGGACAAGCCUUCGGUCAAAAUUCCCACCUCCUUCAGCACCAGAAGCUCCACGGUGGAGAGAAGCCCUUCGGAUGUCAGGACUGUGGGAAAACCUUCAGCUACAACUCAAAACUCAUCCGGCACCAGCGAAUCCACACUGGGGAGAAACCCUUUCAGUGUCAGGACUGUGGGAAGGCUUUCCGGUGUAGCUAUGACUGCAUCGUCCAUGAGCGCAUCCACACCGGGGAGAAGCCCUACGAGUGUCAGGUGUGCGGGAAAAGUUUCAGUUCAAAUUCAGUCCUCAUUCAGCACCAGCGCAUCCACACCGGGGAGAAGCCCUACGAGUGUCAGGAGUGUGGGAAGGCCUUCCGCCGGAGCUCCGUGUUUCUCCAGCACCAGCGCAUCCACACUGGGGAGCAGCUCUACAAAUGCAAAGAGUGCUGGAAAACGUUCAGCUGUAGCUCUCGCUUUACAGUACACCAGCGAAUCCACACUGGGGAGAAGCCCUAUGGCUGCCAGGAGUGCGGGAAGGCGUUCAGUCAGAAGGUCACCCUGGUCCAGCAUCAGCGGCUCCACACUGGGGAGAGGCCUUACGAGUGUAAGAUGUGUGGGAAAGCCUUCAAGUGGAGCGCAAGUUUCAUUCAGCACCAGAAGUUGCAUGCUCGCAAGAAAGCAGCCCAAGUGACAGGGCCAGCCACCGUUGGGCCCCGCUGCUCCGCUUCUGGCCUCCCCCCUCUGCCUGCCCAGCAUGUGCGCUCUGCCCCCACUGUGCCAGGGGUGGCCCCGUCUUCCCCACACCCCGCGCUCUUUCCUCCCUCCCUGCCUCUCUUUGUGCUGCUCCCCUCAUCUGACAUGGCCAGUUCUUCCCCUGUUCAAAUAGUGCAUUUCUUUCAGGAUCUCACUUCCCCUGGGAGCCUGAAUCCUUUGUCCCACUCCCCAUGAGCUCCCUAUGUGCUCGACCACCCACCUACCUAGAGUUGUCAGUUUCCCCGGGCUCCUGACCAUGCCUGUGUUGUUUCUCUUAUGGGUCUGUGUAGUCAUUAUUGUUUUCCCAACUCCAUUUGUGUUUUUAUGCAUAAGAAUCAUGUUUGAUUCCUCUUUUCAGUCCCCUGGGUAGAAAAUGGUAGGAGUUGUCCUUUAUGGUGUCCAAUUUGGGCCUGUACCAUCAGUCUGCACCUGCCUUCUCUACUAGAUUUGGUCGAGUUUACAGAACAUUCCGGGGCUUAGGGAGAUGACAUUCCAAUGACAUGGCCUGUUGUGAUUCAAGAAAUAGGGGAGAUGCAAAAAGCCCAUGGGAGGAGGUAAGCAGAGAAAAUAUCCAGUGAUGGCUUUCAGAAAUUAGGAGGGCCUUUUGGUGGGGCAGUAGCAAGGCUCACUGUGUGGAAUCAGAGCCUGGGACUUCUUAGUACCUUGAUAAUGACCAUGAUGAGUAUCCUGUGUAACUAAGCAGUAGACCAAGGAAAUAACCAGGAAAAAGAAUAUGAAGUGAUAAGUCAGCAUUGAUAGCAGGAAUGUAAAAUCACGUCUCUAAACUUGAUUGGAAGGGAAUGUGGCUUUUCUGUUUGGGUUCCUUUUAUAUUCUUGUCCACAUCCUUGUUUAAUUUCAAUGCCCACUCAAACACAUAGGUAAGAAAAAUGAUUUGGGCCCGUGCAGUAGAGGCCUGGUGCCUGGGCGUAGCCAUUUCUCAAUCAUACAUGGAGUGAACUUGUUGGCAUCACACUGACGAACUCCUGAGGGAAGGAGAGAAACCUGACCCUGACUUGCUGUAGCUCCUGCCUCACAGAGUUCAUAACUCACGGGGAUGUGUUCUGACACCACCUCCACGUCCUCUGUGAUUAAAUCUGAAUUUUUGAGUCCAGAUGCUUUUAAGUUAAUUUUAUAAUGAACUACUUUGAUAACACCAAGAAGUAUGUAUGGACUCUAAUCUUUUUUUUUUAAAGAUUUUAUUUAUUUAUUCGACAGAGAUAGAGACAGCCAGCGAGAGAAGGAACACAAGCAGGGAGUGGGAGAGGAAGA
Ailuropoda melanoleuca (giant panda) is the source of this 3136-nucleotide messenger RNA. RefSeq names its product zinc finger protein 619 (gene ZNF619). The transcript has 4 exons. Gene Ontology annotation, biological process: regulation of cytokine production; regulation of immune system process; negative regulation of transcription by RNA polymerase II. Gene Ontology annotation, molecular function: DNA-binding transcription repressor activity, RNA polymerase II-specific; RNA polymerase II cis-regulatory region sequence-specific DNA binding. Bases 487 to 2061 code for a protein of 524 amino acids. Gene Ontology annotation, cellular component: nucleoplasm. NCBI's taxonomy places the organism in Eukaryota, Metazoa, Chordata, Mammalia, Carnivora, Ursidae. The record is from RefSeq and is a predicted model, not a curated record.